AUGGAGCAGAUGACAUCCGCAGCACAACGGUCUGGCGCGGAUUUGACCUUCAGACUAUCCUCCAAAGAUAUCAGGCGCUUCUGGUGCAAGUGCACCUCCCAGCAGACCCUAUGCCAAUUUCCCCGUCGCGAGCAGUUCCAACCGAGACCGCUCUCAGAGAGAAGCUUGGAGAAUACGUGUAUCCAAGAGUCCGACGGGCUCUUCCAGGCCGCAUUUCAACAUCUCGCAACAGUUGGACAAACGAAUGGGUCCACGGCCCUUAAAUUUGGAUCAGGAGAUUUCACAAAGGUUAUUAAUAGCUUCCGGCCCGACACUGCCUACUUUGUGUCUACACUUCCAUCCGCUACUGGUCCGAAUCAUGCUCCUGGGGAUAUCAAACCAUCCUGGAAAUGGAGUACUGCUAUGGCAUUCCAGGGUAUCAUGCUGAAUAUCACCAAGCGCUCAGCUAGGUAA
Aspergillus viridinutans is the source of this 453-nucleotide messenger RNA. RefSeq lists its product as uncharacterized. The record is from RefSeq and is a predicted model, not a curated record. NCBI's taxonomy places the organism in Eukaryota, Fungi, Ascomycota, Eurotiomycetes, Eurotiales, Aspergillaceae. Bases 1 to 453 code for a protein of 150 amino acids. The transcript has a single exon.